AUGAUAGAAAAACCAAAAAACCAACCCACUCAUUCCAAUGAAUCACACCUAACCUUAAGUCAAAGAUUGGAUUAUGUAGGUCAAAAUGCUAAUGCAGUAUUAUCAUCAAUAGACUCACUAGUAGCUCAUGUUGACUCAAUCGACUACAACAACAAAAGUUAUAAUAUCAAGAUAGAUACAUUUAAACCAAGCCAACAACAAUAUUCCAAAAAAAACAUCACCAAAACAGAGUCGACUACUCAAACGAAGUUUAAAAUUUUACCAACUAGAGUCAUAUCUUAUGGAGUUUUUAAAGGACAUAAUGAUACAAGGAGAUUUCAAUGUCUUGAUCAAAAAUGUAAUGUUAAUUUUAAUGAAUUUAGAAAUUGUAAAUAUUGCAAAUAUUUACCUUAUGUUCCAUCACCUUUGAAAAAUAAUAUUUUGAAUCAAGAUAUUUUAGAUAAAGAAAAUAAUCAAACCAUUGUUGAUAAAAAUGUUUCCAAUGAAGUUAAUAAUCAAAAACCUUUAAGGGGCAAUGGAGGCGGUAUUUUUAUUAAUCCAAGAAGAAGUCAAUCCGCUCAAUCAACAAACAACACUAAUAUUAACAACAGACAUAUUCCUGCAAAAGCUACUAAAUUAAUUGAGGAAGAAGCUUUAACAAAAGUACCGACUUACAAAUACUCAAGAUCAAGAAAAGAUGAAACAACACCAUUAUUACCACAAAUUUCAGAAUUACCAUCACAACAACAACCACCAAUCAAGGAAAAAUUAGCAAUUCCAACUAAAAAGAAAAAUUUUUACAAUUCAAAAUUUUAUGAAAAUUUAACUGAACAUUUUAAAAAAAAUUCUUCAAUUUCUACUUAUGGCGAUACAAAACAAAAAUCUAAUGAAUCAAAAAAUGUUGGUGGUGCUGCUAGUAGCUAUAAAAGAAAGUCAAAGAAAUUAUUAUUAUCUACGAAACAUGGUGAAGCUAAUUAA
Lodderomyces jiufengensis is the source of this 957-nucleotide messenger RNA. RefSeq lists its product as uncharacterized. NCBI's taxonomy places the organism in Eukaryota, Fungi, Ascomycota, Pichiomycetes, Serinales, Debaryomycetaceae. The record is from RefSeq and is a predicted model, not a curated record. The transcript has a single exon. The coding region runs from base 1 to 957 and encodes 318 amino acids.